CAUGCCCUUACACCUUAUUAGCACCGAACAACAGGGCGAUACUGGCCGGUGUGGUGAGACAGGUUGCUAGAAUCUCCCCUUUAUUAUGCACCGGAGGUUUAUCAUCUCGGUCAGAUGUCUGAUAUCGACAAUACUAGCGCGACUGCUGUUGGAGAUACGGAGAAAUUCUCGCUUAUCUAUGCGGCAUACGCAAAUUCCCCGACUGGCCGACUGUCACUGGACAUCUAGCAUGUACCUGCGUUGGAUGGUCAUGCGUCAGUUUCCAACCCGUUGCCAUUUUCUUGGACGUAAUGGGGAUGCUCUUAAAGAUCUUAGCCAAGUCUGCGACAUGAUCUUAACGCCUUGGGUACUCCGUACUAUGACCCCAUCACGUCAGGCUCUCUGUUGUGCACCUUACCAGCAAUCCUUGACGGAUAAUCUGGUAUUGUAACCCGGAUGGCCUUGGCCAGGUCGUCGCAGGCUGUCGGUUAUGCUUUCUCUGCAUUUCAUAGAGCCGCCCAAGGCAUAAAUCGGUCAGGUCGAGAUACCUCGUUGCAGGCGGAAC
This is a messenger RNA of Eremomyces bilateralis CBS 781.70, 544 nucleotides long. RefSeq lists its product as uncharacterized. The record is from RefSeq and is a predicted model, not a curated record. The transcript has a single exon. Lineage: Eukaryota; Fungi; Ascomycota; Dothideomycetes; Eremomycetales; Eremomycetaceae. The coding region runs from base 86 to 430 and encodes 114 amino acids.